AUGAUCGUCACCUUGCCUCAGUUUCUACCUGUAGAUUCCGCCUACAGCCCUCCCAUUGUGCUGAAGGUGCUGGAUUAUCGAGCGUUCGGGUACAAACCAGUGGUAGGGCAGACGACAGUGAAAUCCCUCGGCAAGUUCAUGUGUGAUCCUUUCGCUGGCUCACUUGAAACUGAAGAUGUCGCAAUGAUGUCAACCAAGACUUUUCGUGUGGAAACACCCAACGUUGAGAGUUCAGCUGCAGAGGAUGCUCAGAAAUCUGAACAGGAAGCCACUGAAGGGCUGCUGGAAGAUGACGCCAUUGACUGGUGGUGUAAGUUCUACGCUUCAUCAGGGGAGCAUGACGAUUACACAGACUAUCUGUUGCAGGGGUAUGAUACAAUAAAG
Molecule: messenger RNA, 384 nt
Organism: Rhincodon typus (whale shark)
Lineage: Eukaryota; Metazoa; Chordata; Chondrichthyes; Orectolobiformes; Rhincodontidae
Product: myoferlin-like
Exons: 4
Biological process (GO): plasma membrane organization; membrane fusion
Source: RefSeq, a predicted model, not a curated record